AUGGCAGCCUCCAAUAAAAGUGACAUGGGGCCGGAAACAUUAAAAAAUCUUAGGCUAAUUGAUGACCGGGUAGUGAGCAAACUCAACUGCUCACUUGUUACAGAUUCCUUCCAGAACAAAGUCGAUCCCAAAAAUGCCUGCAAAGAAUUUUACAAUGAACUAUUAGAAGCUCACAGAAGUCGGGAUCAGUUGAUCAAAUCAUGUGUUAAGGACGUUUCCUCCAAAGUUCACCACCUGCAAAACCUCAAAUCAAAAAACGGAGGUGACAUUGAUUCAAAAAUUUUGCCUGUUUUAAGGAAGGAACAAAAAUUGUUAAGGCAGAUGCAGCAGGAGCUAAACAUCGAGGAGAUCAUUCAAGAUCAAAGUUUGAAGAUAUUCAAAGAGCGAUGUAGACUGUUGUACACACCACCAGAACUGCAAGAAAAGAUCACAUCUUGA
This is a messenger RNA of Helobdella robusta, 438 nucleotides long. RefSeq lists its product as hypothetical. The transcript is spliced from 5 exons. Gene Ontology annotation, cellular component: mitochondrial intermembrane space; mitochondrion. The record is from RefSeq and is a predicted model, not a curated record. The coding region runs from base 1 to 438 and encodes 145 amino acids. Lineage: Eukaryota; Metazoa; Annelida; Clitellata; Rhynchobdellida; Glossiphoniidae.